Molecule: messenger RNA, 483 nt
Organism: Adineta ricciae
Lineage: Eukaryota; Metazoa; Rotifera; Eurotatoria; Adinetida; Adinetidae
Source: the annotation of a GenBank genome assembly
AUGAUUGGCGCCCGUCGUCGAUAUGAUUUAACAAGUUCGAGUUUGUGCUCAACUUGUACGACCAGUAGUAAUCAACGAUGGAGUGACGUUUCCAUUCGAUCCUCGUUAAGUCCGACAAUAAUUUCACCACAACGACCCAUACUCAAAUCCUCUCGCCGGUUCGUUAUUCCUCUCGUUCCAGCGGCAUGGUCACCUAUUUUCCAAGUUCUACCACAACCAGCCGCAUUUCGUGAUUUUUGUCUACCACGUCAAGAACCUCGGCCUCCGAACAACAUUCUCAAUCGAUCACCAUUGGAAUCAUGCUCGCCAUCACUUGCAAAAUUCAGUCGAGCUAAUAUUGGCCAGCAUGUGUCGAUAUCGACAAGCACAACGACACUUCCAUCGACAAUCAUUGCAAAUAAUUCUUUACAUCCACCGAUGUCUUAUCUGAAAGUCAAUGGUCUUCGAAUACACUAUCACCAUCAUCGGCGACACACACGGUAA